Messenger RNA from Periophthalmus magnuspinnatus, 3553 nucleotides. It is a transcript of the gene lingo2b, whose product is annotated as leucine rich repeat and Ig domain containing 2b. Gene Ontology annotation, molecular function: protein binding. Bases 310 to 2178 code for a protein of 622 amino acids. NCBI's taxonomy places the organism in Eukaryota, Metazoa, Chordata, Actinopteri, Gobiiformes, Gobiidae. The record is from RefSeq and is a predicted model, not a curated record. The transcript is spliced from 2 exons.
GUUUCCCGCGGUCCUCUAGGCAUCUAGGCGCGCUGUGCUGAUGUCUCGUUAGAGGAGCAGUCUGGAAGAGGGAUGAACUGGCUCGUAACAGCAGCGAACCAACUCUGAAUAUUAAACCCGAACGAAACAAUCUUGGGGAAGUAGUUUUUUUUCUAUGGAAGUCGGAAAGAGGAUUGCUUUCAAAGUCUUCUCAACUGUGCGUCUCCCGGACUCCCACACAGUCAUGUAAAAGCCGGAUUUUGGCGCAUGGUUCAGCAGGUUAAAAGGGCUCACUCGUGAUGGUGGUCUGUAUGGGUGAGAUACAGAGCCAUGGCAAAGGGAAUGAUGGAUAAAAAAGACAUGUGUCAGCCCACGUCGCACCAUUGCCACUUGCUUCUGGGUGGGGCCUUGCUGCUCCUGCUGGUCAGUUCAGGCCUGAGCUGCCCCGCUAGGUGCGAGUGCUCUGCCCAAAGCAAGUCGGUCAGCUGUCAUCGGAAGCGCCUGCCCUCCAUCCCCGAAGGCAUCCCCAUCGAGUCGCGAGUCCUGGACCUCAGUAAAAACAAGCUACGGAUCAUCACACCGGACAACUUCUCCUCCUUUCUGCAGCUGGAGGACCUCGAUCUCAGUGAUAAUCUCAUUAGUGUUGUUGAGCCUGGAUCAUUUCGUUCACAGCUUGCUUUGCGCUCCCUCAACUUUCGCAGCAACUUGAUUCAAUUGGUCCCUGCUGGUGUUUUGUCAGGCCUGACCAAUCUUACACGCCUCGACCUAAGCCACAACCGACUGGUGGUUCUCCUGGAUCAUGCUUUUCAAGAUUUGCGCAGGUUGUCUUCACUAGAAGUAGGGGAUAAUGAGCUUGUGUUUGUUUCUCAACGGGCCUUUACUGGGCUGCUUGGACUACAAAGUUUGACAUUAGAACGUUCAAAUUUGACAGUGAUCCCUACUGAUGCUUUAGCUCACCUGCACAGCCUGGUGGAACUGCGAAUGCGCCAUCUGAGCAUCAGUUUUCUAAAACCAUCCUCUUUUAAAAGGCUGUCUCGCCUCCGCCACCUGGAGAUUGAUUACUGGCCCUGGUUGGACGCACUGCCACCACAUUCACUGCAUGGCCUCAACCUCACCUCAUUGUACAUUACCAACACUAACCUAUCUGCCUUUCCCGGUGAUGCACUGCGCAGUUUGCCCUACCUCACACAUCUUAAUCUCUCUUUCUGUCGCAUCAGGCACAUCCAACAGGGGGAGCUUGGGGAGUUGCCAUACCUGCUGGAACUCCGCCUCCAAGGCUCUCAGCUGCUGUCUGUGGAGUCCUUUGCUUUUACAGGCCUCAAGUCUUUGCAGCUCCUGGAUGUGUCACACAAUCGCCUGGACUCUCUGGAGAGGGAGGUAUUUGGCUCUCCAGACAGCCUCCAGAGGCUCUGUCUAGGUGGAAACCCAUUAGUGUGCGACUGCAGGUUGCUGUGGCUGCUCAACAGCCAUAAGCCCCCUUCCCUGCACAUCCUGGAUGUCCAGCCUGAGUGCAGUGCCCCCGAGCACCUCCAGGGGAAAUCUCUUCGAGAACUCAGGGAGCCCCUUGUCUCCAGGUACAUGACCUGCACCAAACCAAGGAUUGGGCCCAACACAACUCAGCUUCUCAUGGCUGACGAGGGCCAGCCUGCCCGGCUCAGCUGCACAGCAGAGGGAGCACCACGGCCCUCAGUGGUCUGGAUUACCCCUCACAGACGUCACAUCACAGCUAAGAGCAGCGGCAGGGUGGAGGUCCAAGCAGACGGGACCCUGGAGAUCAAGGCCACAGAGCUGCAUGACAGCGGGGUGUACUUAUGUAUUGCCAGUAACCCUGCUGGCAAUGCCAGCCUGUCAGCCUCUUUAGCUGUGAAGAGCUUGGGCUUUGGGGACAGAUUUCACUAUAGCAACAGGAGCUCAAACUAUCUGACAGACUCUAACAACACUUGGGGAAAUGGAACAGUAUUGUACAACAUGACAGUCCCCAUAGACAUAAAGACUAUAAUUAUUUCCACAGCCAUGGGCUGCCUGUCAUUCCUAGGUGUGGUUGUCUUCUGUUUCCUGCUCCUUUUUGCCUGGAGUCGAGGAAAAGGACGGCAUAAGAACAACUUUGAUAUUGAGUAUGUCCCUCGUAAGUCUAACGGGGCGACUUCAGAUGUGGCUGAAACCAGCGGCCCACGUCGGGUCAACAUGAAGAUGAUUUAAACAGAGUGUGGCAGACACAUACACAGUGCACACAUAUUAACGGAAACACGUUUUCUAUGACUCAGUGGAUUUGUGACAAACGAAAAUGAUGUAUCUGUAGUGGCUGUUAAUAUGAGGGUGAUCUCGUGCUCAAGUGGACAUGUUAAUAUAAAAGUGAUAUAUGAAACUGUGGACGUGUUUAUAUGAAAUAAUGUUCUCAUUCAGUACAUUGAAUAUAAUACUAUAACCAACAUAUCAAUAUGGGAGUGAUAUAGUGCUGCACUAGGCAUGUGUUUCAGUGGUGAUGUAAUGAGUAAUGAUGUGACAUCGAGGUGAAGGUUUGAGCCACUGAGAGUGACAGGGGACAUCUUUGGCUGGCAGUAGACCUAUCAUUGCAAAAUGUCCACACUAAAUUGUCUUAUAUCAUCUUAGCUGCUGUAUGAAAGAUGUGACUUCUGUUUGUGUGUGAGCGCCUGGGUGCAUGUUGCAUUCAUGUGUUUCAUUGUGCAUGUGCACGUAUUGCCUUUUUUGUCGGUCUGAACAGUUUAAAUGAUUAAUAGGGUCCAAUACAUUCUAUCAGGCCGUUGAUUUUGCUAAGUUGGUGUAACAACAGUAUUGUCACUGUUGAGCCAACCACAAUUAUAAAUGUUUGUAUGCAAAUGACAUUAUUGUACUGAAGAAAAUGCUGCAGAUUUUUUUUAAAUCACCCACUUGUAAUGAUUCCAAAGUUAGAUAGGGAUUUUUCUAAUCUUAAAGUAGAUUCACUUGUUACUGUGUGAAUUGUGUCAGCUUUGUCUUUACCAUAGAGAUAUGCCCUCCAGCCACUGCACUUUACCUGAAGAAUAGCAGUGUUCGGUCCUGUUAUUGCUCUUGAAAAGCUCUGAGCUAUAGAAACGUCACGUUAAACCCAUUUUAUAACAUUAUAAAUCAAAGGCAGAUUUUCCUGCCACACAAAUCCCUUGAUAUGAUAUAAAAUGGAGUGUGGCCAGGCACAAUGGCAAAGAUUUACUGGCCAGCGUCUUCUUUGGGACAAGACAAAGUUGAGUUUCACAGAUUUAUGGGUAGAAUUUCCCCUUCUCAUUUUUCUUUGACCACACCAAUUCAAGCUUGCGUGUCUGGGAUCUUCCCUGGGGCAGUAGGGGGUUCAGGGUAUUUCAUAGAUGGCAAGUUGAAAGUUAUAGUGGAUUCUUGUAUUGUUAUUUUUCUUUGUUCUAAAAUGUUUUCAGUGUGAAAUAAGAAAAAAAACAAAAAACUAAGGGCAAUUCUUUGUAACACAGGGGUGUGGGUGUUAAAUUGUGAUCCUGUUGUGAUAAAAUGUUCAAGGUUGUAUAAUUGUUUUCAUAUGACAAAUUUAUGGGUAUAUUUUCAAAAGGAAAUAAAUUGUAACCAUACCCCU